UUUUUUAAGUUACUUUCUGUUUUUAUCUUCCAACCUUUUCCACCACACACUGUAGACGUUUCUCAGCCAGAUCAGAACAGAAAGCUACUUUAUCCAAGUGUUUUGUUUAUGGAAGCCUUCCUAUAGAAAUUGAUUAUCUGUUAGAUAAGACUUUUUUCUAAUUAUAUUAAUGUCCUCCCUCGUCACUGCUGGCAUAUGUAAAAGUAACAUAGUGGGCUGGUAGAUAUGAUUUCUAAAUUGGAUAGUUUACCAGGGAAAUCUGGGUGACAAAAGAGAAAUAUGUAUUUCUUAUCUUCUGUUUUGAGGUAAUGGGUUGUCUAACAAUAAAUCACAAGUGUCUCCCACAUUUAUUAAAAUGUCUGUGACCUAAUAUGUCCCUUUAACACAUUUACAAGCACGUGCUACAUGGCACAAGGUGAUUCUUAAUGACGAUGGAAGCCACAAAAUGGAACUUUCUCUUUUCUUUGGAUGCCCUAGUUUAAAAUCACAGACUCCAUUUUAAGAGGCAAAUUAUUUCCCCUUGAACAAUGUCACUAUCAGUAAGCUCUUUCCUUCCAAUCCUUGACACACAUACAUACCACCUCUAUUACAAAGCAACUUUAUUGAUAAAAGAAUCUGUUGUCAAAUGAGCAAUGUUUGAGUCCAGCCACAAGGGGGCAGCAUCGGCAAACAUAGACUGUCCUCUGAAGUGGGUGGGCAAAAUAGUCUCAUUGGUUUUCUUAACUUGCAGUCACCUCCCCUGUCUUUCCAAAAUGCACACAUCUGCCUUCCAAAAUAGACCGCAACUAUUUCUAUUGAUCUGGAAGAAGCUUAUACCAGGCAACCCAUUUAGGAGCAGUUGGAUGAAGAGGAAGGAGAGGGAGAUGCUACUCAUCCCAUCAGUGUUGGUCUUAUGGAUGCAAUUGUCACAGGUGAAUGGACAACAAAUAAUGCAAAUUCCUCAGUACCAGCAUGUACAAGAAGGAGAGGACUUCACCACGUACUGCAAUUUCUCAACUACUUUAAACAAUAUACAGUGGUAUAAGCAAAGGCCUGGGGGACAUCCCGUUUUUUUGAUGAUGUUAGUGAAGAGUGGAGAAGUGAAGAAGCAGAAAAGACUGACAUUUCGGUCUGGAGAAGCAAAAAAGAACAGCUCCCUGCACAUCACAGCCACCCAGACUACAGAUGUAGGAAGCUACUUCUGCGCAGGGCACAGUGCUCCCCAAGCACCUGCUGCCUGUCUCCAAAUCUUGCCCUGGGUCUUCAGGAGCAGAUCAUCCUACUCUCCCCAAAGAGCAGGAGCCAGAGAAAGCCAAAGUCACAAUGUCUGUGAGGAUAUUGAGCAACUCCUCCCCACGGCAGCAGGAAUGCAUGUAGAAAAUCACUCUGUUAAGACCUGGAAGAGUUUAGCAGUUUUAUUUCCUAAAACUUAACUACAGGUUUUCUUCUACACAGGAGUCUCAAAGAAUUUGAAUUGUCUUAGGAAGAAUCGGUGGAUUUUAACAAAUUGUGAUACAGAUAUUUAUAUAAAAAGUCUGAGUUCAUCUUUCAGUGCCAACAUUUUUGGCACCAGGGACCAGUUUUGUUGAAGACAAUUUUUCCACGGAGCAGGGUGGGGGAUGGUUUAGGAAUUCCCCUAACCAUGAGGGAAAUUGUUUACCUCAGAUCAUCAGGCAUUAGUUAGAUUCUCAUAAGGAGCGAGCAGCCUAGAUCCCUCGCAUGCGCAGUUCACAGUAGGGUUCGGGCUCCUGUGAGAAUCUAAUGCCUCUGCUGAUCUCACAGGAGGCCAAUCUCAGGCAGUAAUGCUCACUUCCUGCCGCUCACUUCCUGCUCUGCGGCCAGGUUCCUAACAGGCCACGGAAGGUUACCAAUUCCCCGCCAACGUGGUUUGGGACCCCUGUUUGGGUGGUAGCAGAGGUUUCCAAGCAGUUUCUUUAAGGUUUUAGCUCAAUUGUAUUGUGGAAGAUUUGAAAAUUAAACAUUUUUCAUUAUGUACACAAAACUUAAAAGAAGUUUACGACCAACUCCCUGAAGAGUCACCUCUGCAGAACUCAUCUGCUUCAAUGCAAUGCAGUCCAACAUAGCAUAAAGAUUAUGCAUGCGGUAACCACCUUUCCAGAGAACUGAGUGAAGACAGCUCUUUUUAAAAUGAGGAGUUUAGACGAAACUGAAGGUGACCCAUGAAGAGAUGUAGGCAUGGUCUCUCUUUCACUCUUCUGACUGCAGUUGUAUUCCCCAAGCCCAGAUGAAGCUGAUGAUUCAAGUUCUGGUAGCCAUGUUCAUUGGUCUACCUACCAGGAAAUGUUAGCUGCAGAUUUCAAAGGGUGUUCACUGAUUUGACCAAUUACUUUAUUUCUCAGUACUUAACAAAGAUUUUUAUCCUGGGAAAGAGAGGAUAAAAAAUACAACUGUACUGGAGAGUUUAAACAUUAAAAUCAAGUGAUAUUGGUCAGCUAAAUGGUCAAAUAAAG
This is a messenger RNA of Chlorocebus sabaeus (green monkey), 2450 nucleotides long. NCBI's taxonomy places the organism in Eukaryota, Metazoa, Chordata, Mammalia, Primates, Cercopithecidae. The record is from RefSeq and is a predicted model, not a curated record.